AUGGCUAACUUUCAGGUGUAUUUGGCGACUCUGCUACUUUUGGUUUCCAUCUCCAAGUUUCAGCUACAGGUUGUUGCACUGGAACCGAUUCCUCAUUUUAAAUCUGAACCUGAGAUUCUUCAGGGCUCGAUCGUUCGACUGAUCAAUGGGAACCCGAAAGCUGGAUGGAAAGCUGCCAUGAGUGCUCGAUUUUCCAACUACACCGUUGGCCAAUUUAAGUACCUCCUUGGAGUAAAACCAACACCCCUGAGAGAUUUGAAGAGCAUUCCUGUUAGAACUCAUCCAAAAGGUGCUAAUACUUUUACUUCCUCUGUGUCGUCCACUGUAAUAAUUGUCCCCAUCAAAGAUCAGGGACACUGUGGUUCUUGUUGGGCUUUUGGUGCUGUCGAGUCACUAUCUGAUCGCUUCUGCAUCCAUUUUGGCAUGAAUAUUUCACUAUCUGUCAAUGAUCUCUUAGCAUGUUGUGGCUUUAUGUGUGGUGGAGGUUGUGAUGGUGGUUAUCCUAUUUAUGCAUGGAAUUACUUUGUCCAAAAUGGUGUUGUUGCUGAAGAGUGCGACCCAUACUUUGAUAAUAGUGGCUGCUCCCACCCUGGUUGUGAACCUGCAUAUCCCACACCAAUGUGUGAAAGAAAAUGCGUAAAAGAGAACCUGCUCUGGACGGAAUCAAAACAUUUCAGUGUCAACGCUUAUAGAAUCGACUCGGAUCCCUACAAUAUUAUGGCAGAAGUUUAUAAGAAUGGACCAGUUGAGGUCUCUUUCACUGUCUAUGAGGAUUUUGCUCAUUACAAGUCAGGAGUUUACAAACACAUGACAGGUGAUGUCAUGGGGGGUCAUGCUGUCAAGCUAAUUGGAUGGGGAACCACUGAUGAUGGGAACGAUUAUUGGCUGCUUGCAAAUCAGUGGAAUAGAAGCUGGGGUGAUGAUGGAUACUUCAUGAUUAGAAGAGGAUCAAAUGAAUGUGGCAUUGAAGAGGAUGUAGUUGCAGGAACACCUUCGUCCAGAAACUUGAUUAAAAAAUUUGGUAAUGUGGAUGCUUUUCGUGAUGUUUCAGCUUGA
This is a messenger RNA of Ilex paraguariensis (yerba mate), 1056 nucleotides long. Lineage: Eukaryota; Viridiplantae; Streptophyta; Magnoliopsida; Aquifoliales; Aquifoliaceae. The record is from the annotation of a GenBank genome assembly.